Messenger RNA from Seminavis robusta, 645 nucleotides. NCBI's taxonomy places the organism in Eukaryota, Bacillariophyta, Bacillariophyceae, Naviculales, Naviculaceae. The record is from the annotation of a GenBank genome assembly.
AUGGGAGAAGCAAUGAGACUCGUUGUAUUCGAUCUCGAUUAUACCAUUUGGCAACCUGAGAUGUACCAGCUGUACAGUGCUCCAAGGCUGACUCCAAUCGACUCGAGAUCCAACCAAGCAUUGUCAGCCGAGGUGCUUGAGGAGGCCAAGACCAAAAAAGAGGGCCAUGUACUGACUGGCAACAGCUACUCACCAAUGCGAGUGUUCAAAGGAGCAGCGUUUGCCUUGAACGAAAUUGAAACCAUGAAGUCUCUGGGAUAUGAUAUUCAAGCAGCCGUUGCUUCCAAGACAGACGAGCCGAGCUGGGCUCAAAUAUGUUUGAGACACCUAGUUAUAAACGACAAUGGCACCACCCUGGGGUCCUGUUUCAAAGAAGGAAUGGUGGAAAUAUCUUACGGCUCCAAGGUCAACCACUUUGAGAGGUUGCAUCGUAAGACGGGUAUCAAGUAUGAGCAAAUGGUGUUCUUCGACAACGAAUACGGCAAUAUACGUGAUGUAUCAACUUUGGGAGUGAAAUGCUACUAUACUCCCGAUGGAAUGAUGAAAGAAGACUGGGAAACGGCCAAGACCGCAUUCGGCAUUGACUUGACCAGCAGUUCUUCCAGCGGUGGCACUGCAAGUAGUUGCGAGUCUGAUCUGCUCUAA